Molecule: messenger RNA, 1401 nt
Organism: Ictalurus punctatus (channel catfish)
Lineage: Eukaryota; Metazoa; Chordata; Actinopteri; Siluriformes; Ictaluridae
Gene: kdm8
Product: lysine (K)-specific demethylase 8
Cellular component (GO): nucleus
Molecular function (GO): histone H3K36 demethylase activity
Source: RefSeq, marked provisional
CCAUGUUUUAAUAAUUUUUACACGUGUGCGCGUUGUUUGUGUGUUACACACUCAAGACUCAUGUCCAUGUGAACAGACCCCUCUCCUUUAAUUUUUGCUUAAGUUUAAAAUUCUGCAGCAGCAGUCAUGGCUCACGUUUGGAGAGACGUGAUGGCAGUGCUGCCUUCUUCUGAAACUGAGUCCCCCCUUGUGUUCGGUGAAGUAGUUGAACCAAGUGUGCUAGCCAUGUUAGAGCUCUGCAGGAAAGAGCUGUACAGCUCAUUAAACUCUUCUUGUAUUGAAAAAGCCCAAGUUAUUCUUGAUUACUCCUGGGAGAAGCUCAACACAGGGACAUGGCGAGAUGUGGACAAGGAGUGGAGACGUGUUUACUCCUACGGCUGCUUGUUUAAAGCUGUAGGAACAUGUCAUGGAGAAACAUCACAAGACAAGGUCCAGGAUGCCAUAAAGACAUGUGACCUGGGUUUGCUAAUGGGUGCCUCCAUUAUGGAUAAUGCUUUGCAGAGACUCAUAGUGGUGCUGAAAAAUAAAGUCAUGGUUCCUAGCGAAGUAGAGGACAGUGAACAGCCCUGUCCAAAGAAACUUAGGAAAGAGUUUAUCCUGAGGCCAAUAAUCAACCCCGCACUGUCAGUACAGAGGGUUCGAUGCCCAGCUCUGGAAAGUUUCCGAUCAGAAUUUCUGGAGUCCGAAAUGCCAGUCAUAUUAGAGGGAAUCAUUGACCACUGGCCUGCCUUCAGAGAGCACACAUGGAGUAUAGAGUACCUGCGUGCAGUAGCAGGCUGCCGGACUGUUCCUGUUGAGCUGGGAUCCAGGUAUACUGAUGAAGAGUGGUCUCAGAAGCUCCUUACAGUGAAUCAGUUCAUCGACCAUUACAUUAUGGGCCAAGGGGAGGCUACUACAGGAUACUUGGCUCAGCAUCAGCUUUUUGAUCAGGUGCCAGAGUUGAAAGAAGACAUCCGUAUCCCUGACUACUGUUGCCUUGGAGAGGGAGAUGACGACGACAUCACGAUUAACGCUUGGUUUGGACCAGGAGGAACCAUCUCUCCUCUGCAUCAGGAUCCCGAGCAAAACUUUUUGGCUCAGGUGGUUGGGAGAAAGUACAUUCGUCUGUAUCGUCCUGAAGAAAGUGAAAAUCUCUAUCCACAUCAAUCUGAGCUUCUGCACAACACCAGUCGGGUGGAUGUUGAAAAUCCAGAUGUGGUCCAGUUCCCAGACUUCCUCAAUGCUUCCUAUCAAGAGUGUGUGCUUGAGCCUGGUGAUGUCCUGUUCAUCCCCAAACAGCACUGGCAUUAUGUGCGCUCAUUAGAGCUCAGCUUCUCUGUUAGCUUUUGGUGGUCGUGAUAUUAGCCCUUCAUAAAAAAAAAAAUUAACAUUAUAAAUAAAUGUAAUUUCUGCAGUUUUUAA